Gastrolobium bilobum is the source of this 1377-nucleotide messenger RNA. RefSeq lists its product as uncharacterized. The transcript is spliced from 5 exons. The coding region runs from base 154 to 1236 and encodes 360 amino acids. Lineage: Eukaryota; Viridiplantae; Streptophyta; Magnoliopsida; Fabales; Fabaceae. The record is from RefSeq and is a predicted model, not a curated record.
UAUCCUCAAGGGAGAUAAUUUGAGAAAGUCCAAAAAAACACACAAACCCUCGAUGUUUUUUUUUCAUUUUUAAGGAGGAAGUAGCCAAAUUCCGCUCCCCAUUCCAUUCAUGUUCAUAAAAAGUCUAUCUAAGAUCUACAAAGUCAAGAGCAGAUGAAAAGAUUCAUACAUCAUCUUAGGCUGUUGACUAAAUUCCCACAAGAUCAGACACGGAAAAUCUGCAGAUGUUUCUGUCAGGGGACUCAACUUUCUCCGAAUCAAAAUGACCCAGAUGAUUUUCCUGUGGUUUCACCAAGAAUCACACUCAGAGAUGGGAGGCACCUGGCUUACAUUGAGAGAGGUGUCCCCAAGGACACAGCAAAAUACAAGAUUAUCAUUGUGCACGGCUUUGGAAGCUCCAAAGAGAUGAACUUUUUGGCACCCCAAGAAUUAAUAGAUGAACUGGGUAUAUAUCUUCUGCAAUAUGACCGAGCUGGAUAUGGAGAAAGUGAUCCAAACCCCAAACGCUCACUGAAAAGUGAAGCACUUGACAUUCAAGAGCUUGCUGAUCAGCUACAGGUAGGACAACAAUUUUAUGUGAUUGGAGUGUCAAUGGGUUCAUACGCUACCUGGAGUUGUCUGAAGUAUUUGCCCCACAGGCUUGCAGGGUUGGCGCUGAUAGCCCCAGUCAUCAAUUACCGGUGGCCUUCCUUCCCUGGGAGUCUGAUAAGCGAGGACUAUAGAAGGAAACUUGUGCAUUGGUCAAUGUGGCUUGCAAAUCACUGUCCUAAACUAUUGCAUUGGUGGGUGACUCAAAAGUGGCUCCCUUCAGCUGCUGUCAUAGAAAAGAACCCAGCAUUCUUCAACAAAAGUGAUAUAGACAUUCUAAAGACAAUUCCCGGGUUCUCAAUGCUUACCAAGGACAGUUUAAGGGAACAGGUAGUGUUCGACACUCUUCGCCAUGACUGGAGGGUGGCUUUUGGCAAAUGGGAAUUCGACCCAAUGAAGUUAAGUAAUCCAUUCCCUCAUAGUAGAUGUUCGUUUCAUAUUUGGCAGGGCUAUGAAGAUAAGGUUGUGCCCUCUCAACUCCAGAGGUUUGUUUCAGCGAAGCUGCCAUGGAUAAAGUACCAUGAAGUUCCAGAUGGUGGCCAUUUAAUUGUAUACUAUAGGGGGUUGUGCGAGGCCAUUUUGAGGGCACUUUUACUUGGACAAGAAAAUCUUGCAUAUAAACCUAAACCACCAUUAUUUGAAUCUUAAUUUGCCAUGAUUUCGUAUGUUUGUUGUUAGCAUUUUUUUAGGAGAAUGUCAAUUGUAUAAAUUACAUUUGUUGGGUGAUAAAAAGAGAGUAAAUUGUCAUGUAUGUAAAUUACAUUCAGUCCUCUGUUCUUGGAAUCGUAC